Mytilus californianus (California mussel) is the source of this 2010-nucleotide messenger RNA. RefSeq lists its product as uncharacterized. The record is from RefSeq and is a predicted model, not a curated record. The coding region runs from base 117 to 1256 and encodes 379 amino acids. The transcript is spliced from 7 exons. NCBI's taxonomy places the organism in Eukaryota, Metazoa, Mollusca, Bivalvia, Mytilida, Mytilidae. Gene Ontology annotation, molecular function: protein binding.
UGUUAUGUUAUUAUCAAUACGGAAAUUCUGCUUAAUAUAUCAAAUGUUUUCCACAAAUUUCUCAUUCUUACCUUCACCCAUUCACAAGAAGGUUGUGCGGUCUCACAGUUUGCAAAAUGAUCAGAAAUCGUCAAAUAUGCAUUUUCAUGGUCUGUGUUGGUUUGGCGUUUGCUGAAAUAUGUUCACCAGACGACAAUAUGUAUUACAACCCCCAGUUAGGAAUGUGUGCAAAAUGUGACAGCUGUCUACGUGGAAUGGGAAAGGAUACUUUAAAAGUUAACGAAAAAAUAAAAUGGGAUCAAGCACACGGAGCACUUACAUGUACACCAUGUGUACUUUGUACUACUGGAUACUAUAAUGACCGACGGGAUUUCGACUGUAAACCAUGUAAUAACUGUUCCCAACAGAAUCGUUACGAAAUAGAACAAUGUACAUCAAUAUCGGAUGUAAAAUGUGGUGCUAUAAUCAAAACGGAACAUCCAGUAACAGACAGCAUACAAGCAAAUCCAACGUCACUAAAAAUAAAAGAAUUCCACAUUUUGGUAACCCUAGUUGUAACUACAGUUGGUUCAUGUGUGGUAAUAGCAUUAGUUUUGUUAUGUUUCAUUUACCAACGAAGGAGGUACAAAUCAAAAGAUGGAAAUUUUACCAUGAACAACAACGUAGAGUGUAAUGAUUCCAUGCAAAGGGUACCACUGGUUGUUGUUGAUAACAGAACAAGUGCACCAACAUCACAAACGGGCGAAGACCGGGUAUAUGACGUAUCUACAAAACAGAGCACAAUUAUCAAUUUUCCUACAUCUAGUAACACAAUUUCACAACAGAUGUCACCAGGGAGCGAAACAACGCCUAAGGUGGUUGCGACAAACAGUGAUGAUCAAAAUAGGGAAUUUCAAUCUAACUCAGAAGUAUCAUCAAAUCAUCAGUGUUCAUCAAUAAAGGCAAUAAAUUCAAACAAAUUAACAAACAAUUGUGGAAAAAUACACGGUCCACUAUUGUGCUGUGCUACCAUACUAGAUUCUUCAAUAGAUGAUGUGAGUAAAAGUUCAAUGAGCACUGGAAGCUCUCCGUUAGUGUUAGACACUUUCCUUAAUGAAAGAAAUGACAAAUGUCAUGAGGCACUAUCUAUAUAUCCGGAAACAUGUAUGCUUAAGAGAUCUAAUUGUAGCAUUUUAACAAACGGGUCUAUGUUUAACCAUGACAAAGAGUGUAGUCCUUCAUACUUCUGUAAGUGUUAUGACUGUUCGAAUCACUAAAAUCGUGUUGGUAAUGUAGCUUCAAUCUACUAGUUGUAUUAGUGGUAGUGGUAAUAGAAGUAGUAAUAGUAAUAGAAGUACUAAUAUAUUGACUUAAGUUUUGAGAAUUACAUGUGUUCAUAUUUCGAAUAAAAAUAUAUAUAUUCAAGAUACGGCAUAGUGAUAAAAAAUAUUAUGUUUAUACGUUAGCAUUAAUUUUUAUUUUGUUGUUACGGAUUGCAUUAAAUAUAAUAAUGUAUUCAAAAUGAAAAAUGUCUUACUUUAAUCUAUCUAUAUUGCACAGUAUUUGAUUUCUAUUUUCGUACAAUUUGCCUUUUAUUGGUGUGCAAUCUACUGAUCAGCAAUGUUAGUAACGACACAGAAACCAGAAAUACACACUAGAAGUUAACUGUUAGUGGAGACUUCCGAAAAUGUGUCAUGAAAAGCAAAUACUAUCAUGCUUUCUAAAACCAAAACAAAAAUGAUGAUUGAAAGAUAAAUAAGCAAAGAACCAAAACUGAAACCGUUGUAACGUGUUUGGCUUAUAAACUAUCUGUUCGUAUCCGUUUUCACAGAAUCUGAGAUACUCCAAUAUCAAUCUUUUAAUUAACUCAAAAUCUAACUACAACUUGGAGGCUUUACUAAAAAACUAUGAGACCAACCUUUAAACUUUGAAACUUAAUAAAGAAACAACAAUAUUUACACAAUUAACUUUGUAUCAAAAAGUAGUCUAAAAACUAUAACCUCAAUUUAUCCUUAAUCCUUUCACCGACUC